This is a messenger RNA of Lycium barbarum (goji berry), 1672 nucleotides long. RefSeq names its product DEAD-box ATP-dependent RNA helicase 52C-like. Gene Ontology annotation, molecular function: RNA helicase activity; RNA binding; ATP binding. NCBI's taxonomy places the organism in Eukaryota, Viridiplantae, Streptophyta, Magnoliopsida, Solanales, Solanaceae. Gene Ontology annotation, cellular component: nucleus. The transcript is spliced from 5 exons. The record is from RefSeq and is a predicted model, not a curated record. The coding region runs from base 55 to 1176 and encodes 373 amino acids.
UACGAGUAUGCUGUAUGGUUUGCUUUUCAAAAAGGCUUAUAAGCUAAGAGUUGAAUGCUGUGUAUUGGCUUGCAGAUUCAUGAUGAAGCUAAGAAAUUUGCAUAUCAGACUGGUGUCAGGGUGGUUGUUGCUUAUGGUGGUGCUCCCAUAAACCAACAGCUUCGAGAACUAGAGAGAGGAGUGCAUAUUCUUGUGGCAACUCCUGGACGGUUGGUUGAUUUACUUGAGAGAGCUAGAGUCUCGUUACAGAUGAUAAGGUAUUUGUCUCUAGAUGAGGCAGAUCGAAUGCUUGAUAUGGGUUUUGAACCUCAAAUAAGGAAAAUUGUGCAACAAAUGGACAUGCCUCCACUAGGUGUAAGACAGACAAUGCUAUUCAGUGCCACUUUUCCCAAAGAGAUUCAGAGACUGGCGUUGGAUUUUCUUUCAAACUAUAUCUUUUUGGCUGUGGGAAGGGUCGGCUUUAGUACUGAUCUGAUUGUCCAAAGAGUUGAAUAUGUUCAGGAGACUGACAAGAGAAGCCACUUGAUGGAUCUCCUUCAUGCGCAGAGGGCAAAUGGUGCUCAUGGCAAGCAAGCCCUUACCCUUGUUUUUGUCGAGACGAAAAAAGGAGCUGAUUCUUUGGAGCAUUGGCUUUGUAUGAAUGGUUUCCCUGCUACUGCUAUUCAUGGCGAUAGAACUCAGCAGGAAAGGGAAUACGCCCUGAGGUCCUUCAAAAGUGGUAAUACACCAAUCUUGGUUGCAACGGAUGUGGCAGCACGUGGUCUUGAUAUACCUCAUGUUGCUCAUGUUGUCAACUUUGACAUCCCAAAUGACAUUGAUGAUUAUGUCCACCGCAUUGGAAGAACAGGGCGAGCUGGAAAAUCAGGUUUAGCAACAGCCUUCUUUAACGAGAACAAUUCUUCAGUGGCAAGAUCACUGGCUGAGCUGAUGCAAGAAGCAAACCAAGAAGUACCUGCUUGGCUCUCUCGCUUUGCUGCUCGUUCUUCACAUGGAGGUGGCAAGAAUCGUCAUGGUGGAAAUAGUUUUGGUGGGCGUGAUUUCCGAAAAGAUUCCUCUUUCAAUCGAGGGGUGACAGACUACUAUGGCGGGGCCAAUAUGAGCAGCAGUGGCUAUGGUGCACCUGGCGGGUAUGCUGCACCAUAUGGUGGUGCUGGUGUGACUAGUGCCUGGGACUAACCAGCCACAUUUUGCCCCAGUUUGCAAAUUCAGAUAUAGUUUCAAUUUUGCACUAGCAGUUCUACUCACAUUAGUGUCUACUCUUUAUUUUGCCCAUUUUUGUAAGUUUUGACGUUUCGUACUGAAAUCUUCACUGCAAUGGCGGUUUGGGUUGUUGUGACGUAGUUAGGGGCUCGACGGGGAUGUGUAAAUCUUGGCAGGUGGUGGUGAAUAAUUACUACUAACAGAUUAGGAUUUACUUUGCCUUGCUUACUUCUCCCUUUGCUUUAACAUUUGGUAGGUGGAUGGAUUUGUUAAAGAAUAGGUCUCAUGUAUAGGGGGGAGUUUAUGUUUCUGCCAGCAAUUGAUUUAUAUCUCUUAGGUGUAUUCUUUUAUCAACCAAAUGUAUUGGUUGUAGAUUUCUAGUACAGAGCCCUUCAAGUGUUGUGUUCAACUCUAAUCACUAUUGUAAAAAUAUUACAAAGUCACUGCUAAGUUUUGUACUUUUGUAUUCGCC